Asterias rubens (European starfish) is the source of this 1518-nucleotide messenger RNA. RefSeq lists its product as uncharacterized. The transcript is spliced from 2 exons. The record is from RefSeq and is a predicted model, not a curated record. Bases 155 to 1363 code for a protein of 402 amino acids. NCBI's taxonomy places the organism in Eukaryota, Metazoa, Echinodermata, Asteroidea, Forcipulatida, Asteriidae.
GCCACACAGACUACGAAAAAACCCCACCCAAUUUGUAAUAUCACUGUUCAUUUCGACACAAGUUACAACUUCCUUAUCAGAACAUUUUAGUUUUUAAGUGAAUCUGUUUGAAUCAAUCUUGAAUUUGACUUGAAUUCAAAUCUGUGGUCUAACAAUGGCUCCCUCUUGUUUAUGGAUGGCUCCUUUGAUAGUUUGCCUUUGCAGUUGGCAGAGCACAAAUCUAUUUGUUAUAGCUCAAACACCGUUAGUGGAACUGGUUGUUGAGCUAGCAAAUCGGACCGAGGGAAGUAAAUUGGAAAUAGGCUGCAUUGUCAACUUGCAGAUUAAACAUCACAGGUCAGUCGCCAUCAAAUGGGUGCGAGAAACCCUGAACACCACAGAGAAUAUGGCAAGAAAUAGUAAGAGCUUGGGACCAAGAUACAAUCUUUCUGAAACUUUUGAGGAAGAACUUCGUAUAGGAGAGAUUUUCUCAAUCGCCAGCCUCGGAAAAGAAGACAUGGGUACUUAUUCCUGCAUAGCUUACAAUGUAAAUAAUAACGUCUCUUUGGCAUCAGCGGCUGUAUUUGUGUCGGUGAGUUACUUCCCAGCUACCAUUGACUGUUUUCCUGAUGGCCCUGUUACUGUCCAGGAGGGAGUUACUCUUGGAAUGAGCUGUACAACCGAAAUAGGUAACCCACCAUCAAACUUCUUCAUAAGAGAAGCAUUCAGCAUCAAUGCCGGGUGGACGCUUUCCCAAACAGCCUAUAGACAAACGCUAUCACUAGAGCGAAAAAUCGCUUCAACCGACGACAGUAGAGUAUACGUCUGUCAAACCUCCCAGCCCUAUAAUAGAGCAUUGGAAAGAUCAUGUCUUAUUGGGCCAUUUACAGUGAUACCCCCUAGGUCGACGACAAAGAGCUUGAAGACGAAGGAGGCCUUCACUCUUGUACCCAUGACGUCAUCAUCAAGACGCUUGGACGCUACCGAGAUGUAUCCUGACGAGCCAACGACACCCCUCACUGAGUCACCCUCCAAUGCACUAUUACAAACCCCAUGGAUCAUUAUCUCUGUCACAAGCCUCGUUCUUUCUACCGUGUCUUUCGCUAUCAACAUCUUCAUCGUAGUGCGUCUUCAGCGGUCAACCAAGGAGGCGGCGGCGCCAGCAGCGGGGCUCGCCGCGAGCGACCCAGGCGGGGAGAAACCCUACACUGAGCUCCAGCAGCCUCGAUGCAACAUCAACCGAAGCUACACCGAGCUGCUGAGGCAGUCCCAAAAAGAAGAGAAUGUAAAUUUGGAGUACGAGUACCCGAAUCUGGACAUGGAGAAUAGCUAUGAUGACGUUCAGGUGCAUCUGGCUGACCACAGAUGCUAUCAGAAUAUCUAAUUUGGGUUUUUAGUAGAGUGGGACUUGAACCAACGACCUUUAGGAUUAACGUACCAGGUCUACCAACUAUAGCUAUCCAGUCCCUUGUUGGCAGUCUUCCUAUAAGUCGAUAUCUUUGUUUGGGGUGGGGAGCAGUCAGAAGCCCCCCCCCCCCC